Messenger RNA from Mizuhopecten yessoensis (Yesso scallop), 647 nucleotides. RefSeq lists its product as uncharacterized. Bases 166 to 573 code for a protein of 135 amino acids. NCBI's taxonomy places the organism in Eukaryota, Metazoa, Mollusca, Bivalvia, Pectinida, Pectinidae. Gene Ontology annotation, biological process: signal transduction. The record is from RefSeq and is a predicted model, not a curated record. The transcript is spliced from 6 exons. Gene Ontology annotation, molecular function: protein binding.
UCUGAAGACUCUGUAGAAAACCCAAGAACUUCAAUAGAAAUAGUGGUGGAAACAGCAGGAUUAUUACCGAUAUUUCACUUAUUGUCCAACAAAGAUAUCAGACGUCCAUUAAGGGUCAAUUGUGAGGACAGGAGGAACCGGAAAGUUCUAUCUAUUGAAAACUUCAUGGAAAUCCACAUUCUUACGAAAGACGGUGAUCUGGAAUGGAAAUUAGAAAACACCAAACUAUGUGAAAACAGGGGGUUUAUUACAUUCGACGUGAACAACAUCAGAAAGGGUGUGAAGAAAGCCGUAGCUGUGAUGCUGUCCAACUACAGAAUAUCUUUUUCAGAACCAGACAACGAACAUUUAGAAAGAGAGAAGGAACUAUUACUUGGGAUAUACAAAGAUCGUAUCUACACAAAGCACUGGCGACAUAUUGGUAUAGCCCUUGGUAUGACUCAGCAUUACCUCAACAACGUGGAGAACAAAAAACCCCGAUCGCUUCAGGAGAAAGUCUGUAUUGUAUUGGGAAGGUGGCUAAAGGAUAACCCGUCCCGGUCUUUACGUCACGUACAGAGUGUCUGGAACUAACGCAGCAAUGAAGAAUGGAUUCAUGAAGAAUGGAUUUGUGUCUGGAACUAAAUCAGCAAUUUUCAAUUUCAAAA